UUGUUAUGCAUUGAUCAAUCUCGUCUCCUUUGGUAUUUGCAUCACGAUCGAGAGCGUUGCCGCCGUCACCGAACAAAGAUUUCUUGUUAACACAUCACCAUGGCGAUCGACGGAGGUGGAGCUGCGUACACCCGCUUUGCGGAAGAAAUGGACAUUGAUAGGCUAGAUCUGAAGAUUCGCGACAACUACAGUGGCUACGGUCGGUGGCCAGCCUUUAGGAGGUGGUGCAGCGAACACAGGAAGACUAUUGGCCUUAUCGCUUUCGCCUUGUGCCUUUUCUUCGUCGGGAUUGUGAUUGGACAUUUUUUGCACUAUGCGGUCGUGGAGCACUGCGAAACGCAAACGCAAAAUGAGACCCACACUGUAUCGGUGCCAACUCCGACGGAACCAGCCCCUCAUAGUAAUUACAGUAACAUCCUACAUACCCUUAUCAGCAAGGAUACGUUGGAUUCAUAUCUAAAGCGAUACACACAGGGGCCUCAUUAUGCGGGCUCUCCCAAUAGCGAACAGAUAAUAUCAAGCAUAAAAAAUGCCUGGGGUAGUGCAGGAGGAUUUAAGGUUUACACCAAGAAAUACCAAGUCCAACUGUCCAGACCAAACAGGACCCAUCCUACCCGCUUUGAUACAUAUGGUACAAGUACAUGUGAUGAUUGUUUUACCACUACAUACUACCCUAAUGAUGACCCAGAGAACAAUCUGCUACCAGGCUUCAAUCCUUACGCUGCAAACAUAGAAGUUGAGGCACAGCUGGUUUAUAUCAACUAUGGAACAUGGCGAGACUUCAUAACGUUAACGCGCAAAGCCAUAAUAAAGGUUAAAGGGAACAUAUGCCUCGUCAGGCAAGGCAAACUGAACAUUAGAUUGAUCGCCAGAGCAUGUAGCCAUCACGGUGGGAUAGGGCUAGUGGUGUUCCCUGACACCCUUCACUACACCCCAAACAUCACCGAAGAUGCUGACCCCAACACCUGGUGGCUACCGGUCGAUGCAACCAUUCGAGACCAGGUCAGAAUGGCCUUUGGUGACCCCCUGACACCAUUCCUGCCUUCUCUCGAGUAUGGAUCUGUGAAUGAUUCCGCUUCAAAUCAAGAGUAUGGAUCUGUGAAUGAUUCCGCUUCAAAUCAAGAGAAUGGAUCUGUGAAUGAUACAAAGCAACAAGAAACUAUUUCUGAGACUUUCUAUGAUGCCAUGGACUUUCCUAUACAGACCAUAGGCUACGAGCAGGCCAGACGAUACCUCACCAAAAUGGCCCCUCCCGUAGCACCCGAGGACUGGCAGGGAAUCAAGCUCAGAAACCACACCUUCAAAGUGGGACCGGGGUUCCACUCCCACGACCAGAAAUUCAAGAUGACGGUCAACAACGUUCUCUUGACGGAAACCAUCACCAAUAUCUUUGGGAUGAUCAAAGGAGAAGUGGAGCCAGAUCGAUAUGUGAUUGUUGGAAACCAUAGAGACUCAUUGACCUAUGGGGGAGUAGAACCGGGAACCGGAACAGCCAUUUUGAUGGAACUUGCGCGUGUACUGGGAGGACUCUAUAAGGAGCAAGGAUGGAGGCCGAGAAGGAGUAUUAUUCUAGCCAGCUGGGAUGCAGGAGAUGAUGGAAAUAUUGGAUCAGCAGAAUGGGUGGAGGAAAAUGUUGAGGUGUUGAGAGAGAGAACUGUGGCCUAUAUAAACCUUGAUGGAGCUGUCGAAGGGAAUUACACCUUUUCAGCUACAGGAAGCCCUCUGUUGAGUAAGAUCAUACACUAUGCAACCAAAAGGGUUAAUUGCCCUGAUGCUUCUCAUUCAAAGAUGAAAAUCUAUGAUAACUGGGCGAUGAAAAAGCCCAGCCAACUAGGAGCAGAGAUUGAACCUCUUGGAAUGGGUAAUGAUGCUGCACCUUUCCUACAUGUUGCUGGAGUGCCUGUCUUGGAUCUCAAAUACACAUAUGAUAAGGAGUAUUACGGAGGCAUUCCCACGUACCCUGUGAAGCACACGGCCUAUGACACGUACGACUAUGUGAAGCGCUUCAUCGAUCCUGACAUGUCGAUACACGUUGCUGUGACUGAAGUGGUUGCUGAGGCGCUUCUCUCGCUAGCAGAUGAUCCUCUGCUGCAGAUUAACGUGGUGGAUUAUGCGACCAAGCUGGUAGAAUACCUCAGAGAACUCAAGAAGGCCAACUUUACUGUCCCCCUCGAUGAAGGACUAGGUCAUUUGAAUGAUGCUAUACAGAGGUUUGUUAAAGCUGCCCAGGACUUCCAAAAAGAUUACUACAUUCCUCCUGCACAAGAUCAAACCCUUUUGCGUGAGGUGAAUGACAGAGUAAUGUCUGUAGAGAGAGCGUUCGCAGGGGAUCCUGGGAACUACUAUCUACCGCAGCUCAGACAUGUGGUAUAUGGCCCUUCAAGGUCGGGCUAUGAAGGUCAAGGUUUUGGUCCUUUGACCAGAGCACUGUACAUGGCUAAAUGGACCAAUAGCUGGGACCUGGUCCAACCCGCCCUCUCUGGAACUAUAGCACGAAUUGAAGCUGCGGUUCAUCUCUUGACCGGAAGCCCAUUAGGAACCGUCACACUACCCUAAAUCAAAAUGAUGGUGUCGGUAAUAUAUCUUCACUUUUUCCUCUCUGGAACUAUUGCACGGAUUGAAGCUGCGGUUUAUCUCUUGACCGGAAGCUCAUUAGGAGCCAUCACGCUCCCCUAGAUCAAAAUGAUGGUGUCGGUAAUAUAUCUUCACUUUUUCCUCUCUGGAACUAUCCACGGAUUGAAGCUGCGGUUUAUCUCUUGACCGGAAGCUCAUUAGGAGCCAUCACGCUCCCCUAGAUCAAAAUGAUGGUGUCAGUAAUAUAUCUUCACUUUUUCUUCUUUGGAACUAUCGCACGGAUUGAAGCUGCGGUUCAUCUCUUUAACUGGAAGCCGUUUGGCUCUCUUACUUACCUACGUGUAGAUCAAAAUGAUUGUGUCGGUAAUAUAUCUUCACUUUUGCUCAGUCACAUUC
Strongylocentrotus purpuratus (purple sea urchin) is the source of this 2970-nucleotide messenger RNA. Its product is annotated as putative N-acetylated-alpha-linked acidic dipeptidase. Gene Ontology annotation, molecular function: carboxypeptidase activity. The transcript is spliced from 20 exons. The record is from RefSeq and is a predicted model, not a curated record. The coding region runs from base 100 to 2556 and encodes 818 amino acids. NCBI's taxonomy places the organism in Eukaryota, Metazoa, Echinodermata, Echinoidea, Camarodonta, Strongylocentrotidae.